CUAUUGUCUCUUGUAGCGGCCAUGCCUUUUGGAUGUAUCAGUGUCCGCAAUGAGAAAACAUACAACUGCUUCUCGGAUAUCACAGACAAGUAUGAGAUUGGCCAGCUCCUCUGUUCGAAGGAGUUUUGUGAAAUAUGCCUCGCCCGAGAGAUGCAGACUGACCGUGUCUACGUCUGCAAAAAGUUCCUGAAAAAAGAUGGCCGAAAAGUGAGAAGAGCAGCAAAGAAUGAGAUAAUGAUACUAAAAAUGGUGAAUCAUCCAAAUAUCCUGCAGCUGAUCGAUACUUUUGAGACCAAGAAGGAAUUUUACAUUAUUCAAGAAUUGGCCACAGGAGGAGAUGUAUUUGACUGGAUCCUGGAGCAAGGCUAUUACUCUGAGAAAGAUGCCAGUAAUGUGAUCCGCCAGGUUCUGGAGGCUGUAGCCUAUCUGCACAACCUCCAUAUCAUCCAUCGAAACCUAAAGCUGGAGAAUUUAAUGUAUUACAAUCACAAUACUCACUCCAAAGUUGUCCUGCGAGACUUUUACCUUUCGUGUUUCGAGAGUGGAGAAAUUACAGAACCGUGUGGAACCCCUGAGUAUUUAGCCCCUGAGGUGGUGUCCCGGCACAGAUAUGGCCGUCCGGUUGACUGUUGGGCAGUUGGUGUUGUUAUGUUUAUCCUUCUUUCAGGGAACCCUCCUUUCUAUGAUGAAAAUGAGGAAGAAAACAGCGAGAAUCACAACAGGAAAAUUUUCCGCAAAAUUCUGGCUUGUGAAUAUGAGUUUGACUCGCCAUAUUGGGAUGUCAUCUCUGUAUCAGCAAAGGAUCUUGUGUCUCGUCUGAUGGAGAUGGACCAGGAACAAAGAAUAACGGCACAAGAGGCAUUAGGGCACAUCUGGAUUUCAGGAAACGCAGCUUCUGAGAGGAAUCUCAAAGAAGGUGUCUGCGCCCAAAUUGAAAAGAACUUUGCUAAAGCCAAAUGGAGGAAAGCCAUACGAGUCACCACCUUCAUGCAACGAUUGAGAGCUUCCGAAGGCACAGCUGGACGCCUUCCCGUCACCCCAAGAUCUUCCAUGAGUGUGUCCCAUGAAGUCACCGUGGACGCUUGUCCUUCUCCCCAGUCUUCCCCUUCUCAACACAGCAAUCCCAACAGAGUUCUGCAAACCGCUGACUGCGGAGGACAUUCAUCUGGGCAUCCAGAGCUUGGUGGUCCGCCUUAGGGCCCGCUCAAGCCAUCCGUUCACACGCAAACCAAAUCCAGAUCCAGUCAGACAUAUGUUUUUCUUAUGACAAAGUAAGUGGGCAACUUCAGCACGGACAUUUGCUAAAAAGAACACCUGACCUGGGAAGAGGGACAGACGGCCCUUGGGAACAAACCUAUGACUUGAAGAUAGAUCCUUGUCUUGCAGCAUGGAAACUGACCCCAGACAAGAUAUUGUUUACUAUGUGUCCUACUUCUCUCCUGGUUUUAUAAAAGUGACAAGACCAAAACCUUACUACUUGGUGACAUUCCACUAACUCUUGGGCAAACGUAUCCAAGACUGAUACCUAAUACUGCAAAGCCCACCAGUCAGCGGGUCUCAGGCAGACCUGCUCUUCACACUCCAUGUCCUUCAUAUCUUCAA
Molecule: messenger RNA, 1602 nt
Organism: Bufo gargarizans (Asiatic toad)
Lineage: Eukaryota; Metazoa; Chordata; Amphibia; Anura; Bufonidae
Product: caM kinase-like vesicle-associated protein
Exons: 10
Coding region: 22-1197 (391 amino acids)
Biological process (GO): peptidyl-serine phosphorylation
Cellular component (GO): intracellular anatomical structure
Molecular function (GO): ATP binding; calmodulin binding; calcium/calmodulin-dependent protein kinase activity
Source: RefSeq, a predicted model, not a curated record